AUGACGUACAGCAUGCGCGCCCAGGAGGCCUCCGUGGCCGCCGCCGCCGCCGACGCCGAGGGCGCCGCGUCGCAGUGCAGGAUCCUCAUGCGGGGCCCCCAGGGGGAGGCCGUGAAGGAGCACGCGCUGCAGGGCGGCGAGUCGGAGGGCGCGCUGGCCCACAUGACACAGGAGGACGGCUCGUACAGCAUUUGCGUGCGGUGCGACAUCCCCGAGAAGGAGAAGUGGUCCCACUUCAUCUCGCCGACCCGCAAGAUGAAGUGGUCCAUCGCCUUCGAGGUGCUGGGCGCCGAGUUCAGCCGCGUGGACCCCGCGAUUGCCGCGAAGAUGGCCAGGAUGUCGCACCUGAAGGGCCCCCAGGCCGCGCUGGAGUCGGCGCUGGAGAGGCUGGCGGCGCUGGAGAGUGAGAGCGCCUACGAGAAGGAGUUCGAGGCCACCGUGGGGGUAGUUCGCGAUGCAAAGUUCAUUCCCAGCACGGCAGUGGUCUUGGAUGAGGGCCUCCAGGUGCACAUGGCGGACAUUAAAGCGUUGGAGUUGCUCAACGUGCAUACGUUGUCCAAGGCUUGCAACAAGCAACAAUGCAAGAGCCUGAAUAUGUCCAGCCCGCCAGCUCGCAGUCUUAGAGGGCUAGACUUCGCUACGACCCCUCCUCAAGCACCACAGUAA
Messenger RNA from Prorocentrum cordatum, 666 nucleotides. The record is from the annotation of a GenBank genome assembly. Lineage: Eukaryota; Dinophyceae; Prorocentrales; Prorocentraceae.